This is a messenger RNA of Aspergillus tanneri, 1572 nucleotides long. RefSeq lists its product as uncharacterized. Lineage: Eukaryota; Fungi; Ascomycota; Eurotiomycetes; Eurotiales; Aspergillaceae. The coding region runs from base 1 to 1572 and encodes 523 amino acids. The record is from RefSeq and is a predicted model, not a curated record. The transcript has 2 exons.
AUGGAGUCGGUGAAAUUUGUCGGUUUCGAUGAUGGUCAAUACCGCAAUGAAGUCCUCCUUUUCCAGUCAGAGGAAGCAGAGAUAUCGCAACAACAGAAAUUGAUUGAAGAGGCAUGCCAAUUAGGAUUAAAGGUCCCGGAGAUCGAGGCGGUGGCUUCCUUAGCCGCCUCGAUUGCGUCCGGUAUGGUCGAUCUCUCCUCCUCUAUCCUUUCCUCAGGCUCUUCGACAGAUCGCAUUUCCGUGUGUGAAGGAACCCCAUCCCACGAGACACAUCUCGACCAGGCUGCUUCGUCCCUCUCCGAGUUCACGCUGUCCUCCGAUCGAGCCAAAUGUGGCAGCACCCGAUCGAUUGCUUCGCUGUCAACCCGCCCAACGUCUUACAGCUCGAGUGAAGGGAGGGUAGUCCACGGGUUGGAUACCCUUGCAGGACGAUCUGCCGGCCAGCGGCAUUCGUUUCUCAGUGCGACAUCGAGCGAGAAGAAAGAAAGGAGGAAGUCGAGUCUCAAAUCUGCGAUUGGCAAAAUACAAUUUCGAAAGAAAAGGUCCCCUUCGACGGUUCUUCUGCCCUCGGCUGCCCAGAUCAGAGUUACUAAGGUCGAAGGAGGGGAUACAGUCUACGUGAAACCCAAGACCAAUGAGACCCAUAAACUUGAUUCUGCAGAUGAAGUAAACAAGGUGUUGAAGCUAGAAAUACCCGUGUUCGAUAAUGAGUCUCUCCAGAGAAGCCUCAACAAUGCGGAGUUGCAGCAGAUGCGAGAAUCCCACAAAAUAGAGAGAAACCGUCAUAUCGCCUUUCAGAACGAUAUUAUGCGGGAACUCAGACGCAAGCAACAAGACGCUGUUGCUGAUAGGCUGGCGCAGAACAGAAAGUUGGAGGAUCAAAAACGAGAAAAGAAUUCUGCGGACACCAUUCGGAUGGAAGAAAGACAGCUGGCGGUAGAAAUCGAACAAGUGCGGGAGUUUGAGCGGGCAAAGAUGAAUUCACGUACACGGAUAAAGCAUAUGGAGGGAUAUUUUAGCAACACCAGCCCUCCACCUUCACCCCCGGAUGGAUCGACCCCAACCUCGCCCGAUAUAUUGCCGUCGCCAUCACCAUCACAGACACGUCAGUUCACUGCGCAGAAUAAAGCCCAGCUGGCACAGGAAUAUCGUGCCCAUGACUCAAUGGAUCAGCUCCAUGAGGCGAAAAUUAAAGUUCUUCGAGACCGACAGGAAGUACGAUUACAGGAGGCUAUAGCCCGCAUGGAGAGGGAACUGGAUGCCCUCAUUGACAAGCAUGCUAUGGAAUUCUCCCAGUUACAGAGCGAGCACCAGCGGGAGGAGUUGUCAACGAUACAAGCAUUCGAUGCAAGGAAGACAAAGCUACGCCAUCGAUGGAACCUCGAAGAAGCAAUCCUGAGAAAGAAGCUCGAAAUGCAACAUGGACAACUUUAUGGACCACUGCCACCACUGUCGUUUAGUGACUCGCACUACGACACACGGGACUCGGCAAUUUGUGUCACAGACCAAACAGAAGGUAGCAGUGGCGACGAGGAUGGCGCGUAUCAAAAGAGAGAUGGGCCGGUGCUUUGA